AUGUCUCAAAAUAUAUUCAACAAGAAAGUGGUUUUGGACGGUGCUUUGGGUACAGCACUUGAAGACCUCAUCGACCCAAGUGCACCUUAUCUUCCAAGCAAAAGUCCAUUAUGGUCUGGACAAGUAUUAUUAGAUGCACCUGAAUUGAUUCAGAAAGUACAUGAAAUGUACAUUGGUGCUGGCUCAGAAGUGAUAUUUACCUCAACGUACCAGCUUUCUUACGAUAGUUUAAGAAAACACACAACAUUGAGCGACGAACAAAUUUUGGAAGUGUGGCAGCGGUCAAUUGAUCUUGUAAGAGCGGCAGCACUAUCAAUAGAUGAAACAGCAAGAUAUACAAAAGAAAAAGAAUCUAGAGGUGAACCUGGAAAAGUUCAUAUUGCUGGGUCCAUAGGACCAUAUGCUGCAUAUUUGGCCAACGGUUCGGAGUAUACAGGAGACUAUGGUAACGUCACCGAUGAGCAAUUAGAAGCUUUCCAUACCCCCAUGUUGGAAUUUUUCACAGAAAAUGAAGCAGUCGAUUUAAUUGCUUUUGAAACUAUUCCUAAUUUUCAAGAGUUGAAGGCUGUUACUAAAUUGGUGAAAAGACUAAACUGUAAGAAACCCGUGCUAUUUUCCAUAACAUGUCAAAACUUGGAUAAUUUAACAGAUGGAACUCCGUUACUGGAAGUCAAAAAGUACCUCGACUUUUGUCUUCCAAAAGAACAAAAAAUCUUGGGAAUUAACUGUGUAGAGUACACAUUGGUUCAAGGUAUUAUGUCGCAUUUUGCAGGUUUCAAGUUUUAUGUUUACCCCAACUUGGGUUUUGAGUACGACCUGGAAAAGCACCAGUUUGUAAUAAAGGAAGGUAGAUCGGAAGAUGACUGGAGACUAUUCGUUGAGAAUUUAGCUUCGAAAGAAGCUGUCAUCGGAAUAGGUGGUUGCUGCAACACCGGGGUGAAAGAAAUCGAACAAAUCAGCCAAGUUAUGUAUAAAGAAUAG
This is a messenger RNA of Lodderomyces elongisporus, 981 nucleotides long. It is a transcript of the gene SAM4, whose product is annotated as S-adenosylmethionine-homocysteine S-methyltransferase. The record is from RefSeq and is a predicted model, not a curated record. Lineage: Eukaryota; Fungi; Ascomycota; Pichiomycetes; Serinales; Debaryomycetaceae. Gene Ontology annotation, biological process: S-methylmethionine cycle. Gene Ontology annotation, molecular function: S-adenosylmethionine-homocysteine S-methyltransferase activity. The transcript has a single exon. The coding region runs from base 1 to 981 and encodes 326 amino acids.